Messenger RNA from Psylliodes chrysocephalus, 828 nucleotides. NCBI's taxonomy places the organism in Eukaryota, Metazoa, Arthropoda, Insecta, Coleoptera, Chrysomelidae. The record is from the annotation of a GenBank genome assembly.
AUGGUGUUCCAAGUAGAGGGUAAAAUAGCCUUAAUUACUGGUGGUGCCUCAGGUUUAGGAUUCUCACAUGCCAAAGAAUUACUAAGGAAUGGUCUAAAGGGUGUUGCUCUAGCCGAUAUUAACGAAACUGCAGCUAAAGUGGCUCUGAAACAAAUAGAAAACGAAUUUGGACUAAACAAAGCAUUGUUUGUCAAAACAGACGUUACUUCUAAAGAAAGUUUCGAAGGUGCAUUUAAAAAAACGAUUGAAUAUUUCAAACAUGUAGAUAUCCUUAUAAAUAAUGCGGGCAUACUCAAUGAUAAGUUUUGGGAAAAAGAAGUUGAUGUCAACUUGAAGGGCACGAUUCAAGGCAUAUUUCUUGGAAUGGAGAUCUAUUUGAGGAAUUACAAAAGCGGGGAGGAAGCAGUGAUUCUGAACACUUCGUCAAUAGCAGGUUUAGGUGCCUUCAGUGCUGUUCCAAUCUAUUGUGCCACUAAAUUUGCUAUAAUGGGUAUGACCAGCAGCUUCGGUGUAAAAUACCAUUACGAAAGAACAAAAGUUCGAGUGAUUACAGUUUGUCCUGGAUUGACAGUCCGAACUAACAUUUUCAUCGAAGACGUAUCUACUUUUUCUCCAGAGUAUAUCGGAGCUUGGAAUGCCCCAGUGGAAGAGUUAUUCUCCAAUAAAGAUAUCAUUCAAACGCCUGAACAUCUGUCAAAGGAAGUGGUGAAAAUAAUUGAAUUCGCUGGGAAUGGAAGCGUUUAUGUGGUUGAAAACGGAUUGCCAGCAUUUCAGUAUACUAUAGCUCUAAAGGAGACCAUGAGAGAUAAUGUGUUAACAAAAAAAUAA